This is a messenger RNA of Camellia sinensis, 1057 nucleotides long. RefSeq names its product FKBP-like peptidyl-prolyl cis-trans isomerase family protein. Gene Ontology annotation, molecular function: peptidyl-prolyl cis-trans isomerase activity. NCBI's taxonomy places the organism in Eukaryota, Viridiplantae, Streptophyta, Magnoliopsida, Ericales, Theaceae. The record is from RefSeq and is a predicted model, not a curated record. Gene Ontology annotation, cellular component: chloroplast thylakoid lumen.
UCAAUCUAUUGAGGAGAGGGUGUUUGUGUGACAACGGCCAUGGCUUCGGUGCAGACCUUGGGGAGAUGGACGGUUAAGAAUCCUGUACACGGUUCCAAACAAAUCACCAUGUCCAUGGACCAAACAAAACAGACUGUUGUUGUUCCGAUGAUACCCAUUUCGAGAAGGUCUGCAAUUCUAAUCUCCGCACUGUCUUUGGGAGGAGGAGGAGGACUCAUUUCGCUGCCCCAACCUGCACUGGCCAGAGAGAGGCGCAACAAGAAGAUCAUCCCUCUGGAAGACUACCUCACCACUCCAGCUGAUGGGCUGAAAUACUAUGAUGUUGUUGAAGGAAAGGGUCCUGCAGCUCAAAAGGGAUCGACAGUUCAGGUGCAUUUCGACUGUCUUUAUCGGGGUGUUACAGUAGUGUCUAGUCGAGAAUCUAAACUCUUAGCCGGAAAUCGCAGCAUUGCACAGCCUUAUGAGUUCAAGGUAGGAGCACCCGCAGGAAAAGAACGGAAACGUGAAUUUGUUGACAACCCAAACGGUUUGUUCUCUGCACAGGCUUCACCAAAACCCCCAGCUGCUAUGUAUUUGGUAACUGAAGGGAUGAAAGUUGGGGGAAAGAGGAUUGUGAUAGUUCCUCCCGAGGCUGGGUAUGGCCAGAGGGGAAUGAAUGAAAUUCCGCCAGGGGCUACAUUUGAACUGAAUCUGGAGCUUUUGCAAGUAAUGUCACCAGAAGGAAAGUAGCUGGUUUGUGGGCUAUUAGAGGUCUAUCUAUGUGAAAGCAAAUAUCUUAUUCUUCUACUUGUCGUACAAAAUAUUUGCGGAGUCCUCCUUUGCAUGGAGAAGCAGAGUUUCGUUGAGGGCCCAAUUUGUCAAGUAUUAACAUUUUUGUUCUUGCAUCUGUUUUAUGUAACUCCUCCUAGUCUGUUAUAGAGGCAAAUCUAGUGUACCAGUUUUGAACUGAAUUUGCCAGAGCUUUUCAUGUAUCAAAGGUGGUUUAUUUUAGAACCUCAGAUGAUUGCUCUCCUCAAUUCAUAAACCUUGCGGUAAAUCCUAGCAUUUCUUGCAGAUU